AUGGCAUCCACCAAGGUCGCUCCUCUUCUUGCACUGAGCAUUCUCCUCCUCGCCGUCGCCGUGCAUGGCUGUGAGCCCCACUGCUCCGGCGGCGGUCGGCCGGUCAUCCCGACGCCGCCCGUGGUGCCGACGCCGUCGUACCACCGCCAUGGCCGCUGCCCGAUCGACGCUCUGAAGCUGCGGGUGUGCGCCAACGUGCUGGGGUUGGUCGGCGUGAAGAUCGGGGCCGGCCCCGACGACUGCUGCCCGCUGCUCGACGGGCUCGUCGACCUCGACGCCGCCGUCUGCCUCUGCACCGCCAUCAAGGCCAACGUGCUGGGCCUCAACCUCAACGUCCCCGUCGACCUCAGCCUCAUCCUCAACCACUGCGGCAAGAUCUGCCCAUCCGACUUCACCUGCUAAAACGUGCUCAAUUAUAUUCAACCGUGAAUGCACGGUAUUCGAUCGUGAGUUUGGUUUGCAUGCAACAUGGCUGGCUGAUGAGUUGCAUGAUUGAAGAUUAAUCACGGAAUAAUUCUCUUGAGAUUACAUUACUCGAUAGUUUCUGCAUUUACAGGGGAGUCUAUAUAUAUAUUGUACGUACUUUACCAUUCCUGAAUUGUCACAAGUUGUAACACCAGUUGUAUUCAUAUUUUUCAUCAAUAAGAUAAUCGGCA
This is a messenger RNA of Oryza brachyantha (malo sina), 656 nucleotides long. RefSeq names its product cortical cell-delineating protein-like. The transcript has a single exon. Bases 1 to 402 code for a protein of 133 amino acids. The record is from RefSeq and is a predicted model, not a curated record. Lineage: Eukaryota; Viridiplantae; Streptophyta; Magnoliopsida; Poales; Poaceae.